This is a messenger RNA of Peromyscus leucopus (white-footed mouse), 396 nucleotides long. RefSeq names its product gamma-aminobutyric acid receptor-associated protein-like. Gene Ontology annotation, cellular component: autophagosome; autophagosome membrane; cytosol. The transcript is spliced from 2 exons. Gene Ontology annotation, molecular function: GABA receptor binding; ubiquitin protein ligase binding. The record is from RefSeq and is a predicted model, not a curated record. Bases 1 to 396 code for a protein of 131 amino acids. Gene Ontology annotation, biological process: macroautophagy; autophagy of mitochondrion; cellular response to nitrogen starvation. NCBI's taxonomy places the organism in Eukaryota, Metazoa, Chordata, Mammalia, Rodentia, Cricetidae.
AUGAGACUUCGGGGCCGGGUGGGACUGAAGAAACUUACGGCUCCAGUGGCGCCACCACUGGGCAGGUGGUCCCAGAAGAAGCGCCGCUCUGAGGGCGAGAAAAUCCGAAAGAAAUACCCAGACUGGGUUCCGGUGAUAGUGGAAAAAGCCCCCAAAACUCGGAUAGGAGAUUUGGACAAAAAGAAAUACCUGUUGCCUUCUGAUCUUACAGUUGGUCAAUUCUACUUCUUGAUCCGGAAGCGAAUUCAUCUCCGUGCUGAGGAUGCCUUGUUUUUCUUUGUCAACAAUGUCAUCCCACCCACCAGUGCCACGAUGGGUCAGCUGUACCAGGAACACCACGAAGAAGACUUCUUUCUAUACAUUUCCUACAGUGAUGAAAGUGUCUACGGUCUGUGA